Molecule: messenger RNA, 1194 nt
Organism: Leptomonas pyrrhocoris
Lineage: Eukaryota; Euglenozoa; Kinetoplastea; Trypanosomatida; Trypanosomatidae
Product: putative mitochondrial DnaJ domain protein-like protein
Exons: 1
Coding region: 196-1194 (332 amino acids)
Biological process (GO): protein refolding
Cellular component (GO): cytoplasm
Source: RefSeq, a predicted model, not a curated record
GUACGUAGACGGUCUCUUCUGCUGAAAGGCAAUAGAAAAGUGCGGAGGCAGCAUCAACAAUCAAUAAAUCGGCGAGUUCCGCUGUGGUGUUGCGAGGCAGAAGUCUGAGGGUUCUCUUCCUGUUACGCAUCUCGGUUCAGAUCCCGCCAUCCGCGUCUUGCAGUUUAGCAGGUGUGCUACAUCAACAGCGCAUUAAUGAUUCGCUACUCGCGGUGGUGGCGUCUACCGCAGCGGGACCCGUUUAAAGUACUCGGUUUGAGUCGCGCGGCUACGAAGGCGGAGGUGAAGAUGAAGUACCGUGAACUCGCCCGCGUGUACCACCCGGAUGCCGAGUCGGGUGACGGGGUCAAGAUGGAGGAGGUGAACCACGCGUACAAGCUCCUGCUGAAGGAAGGCGGGUAUGAGCGGCUGCACUUGCCGGGGCCGAAGGAUGGGGUGUCUAGCACUGCCAACGGAGCUGUCGGCGUCACCGCGGAGGGUCGUCGCCACCCCCCACGGCAGACCGCAGCAGCUCCUUUCAGCGUCGAUCAGCAAGAGUUCUCCACGGAGCCGAGCGGCACGAGUGCGUCAUCGUCAUCCUACCUAAGCGACGAGGAGAUGGAGAAGGUCAGCGCACUCGACCCGGCGACGGAGCGGCGCACCCCCGAGGGCAAGUAUUUGUAUCAAAGCCGCGAUGACCAGAGCUGGGUAGAGAUGGACCGUCCGCUGCUGCGGGCGCACCAGCCCCACUACGCCUCGUUUGCCGCGCAAGCCGACAUGAAAGCAGAGCUGCGUCGCCGGGCGGUGCUAAAGGAGAGGGAGCAGAACGAGAAAUCUGGAUUUCAGCGCGCGGCGGAUCGGCUGGCGGACAGCGCCGAUCUGCCCACGCGCAACCGGCACCUCCUACGUUUCUACGCUCUGCUCGUGAUCACGGUCUUCUACCUCAUGUUCAAGCGCACCUUUGAGCGGACAACGCGUCAGCAGCGGCGCACCGGUUAUUACCACGACUUGGAGGAGAAUAGGGCGGAGCUGCUAGAGGCGUACGCACUGCACAAGGCUGGUCUGCAGGUUUCUGCGGUGGCGGCGGCGGUGGUGUUUAUUGCGGCAGCGGAGCACAAGACGAUGCUGGAUGCGGUCGUGCCCAGCCCUCCGGAGGUGUUCUUCCGUGCCGUGAGGCCGCCACCGGAUCAUUUCACCGUUGUUGCAGGUGGCUAA